AUGUGGACGUCUGUACUUAUUACAGGAAAGUGGAUCAACAUCAUUUCCGACAGUGCAUCGUACAAGAAGGUGAAUGGGUUUGGGGUUAAAGUGACGGGCGAGAGUCACAUGCUGCUCGAGGUGAAGGCGUGCCAUGGGGCAGAGAUACAGCUGCAAGAAGUAGACACAGGCACAGGUAAGGAUGAGGGUGUACUGUGGUGGGUGGUGGUGGUGGUUCAGCUCCAGAGUCACAUGCUGCUCGAGGUGAAGGUGCGUCAAAAUGAACAGAGAUACACCUGCAAGAAGUGGUCACAGGCACGGGUAAGGGUGAGGGUGUACUGUGGUGGUGGUGAUGGUGAUGGUUCCUGGCUGUACUGCAAGCUCGGCGGCGACUUGAACGAGUGGACGGCUGUGUCUGCCAGCGAGCUCUGUGACGAUGCUGGCUGUGAAUGGCUCGGAUACGACUACCGGCCUGUGUUGGACUGUGACAGCUUCAAGCCGUUUUGGCUGACCUGGGACGCGACUGGAACAUUCAGUGUUGGGAGAGGGGAUGUACUUGGUUCGGAUGUGCUGGUGACGGGGACUGUGACGCCGUUUGAAGUCAACUUCUUCAUGGUGUCCCACAAUGACGCCAGUGUUGUGGCAGAAUGGAAGAUCCUCGUCGACGAACCCCCGACGUUCAUCAGCCCGGCGUCACUGGGUACCACGGUAGUCGACGUUGGCGAGGAUACUCCCAUCGGCGUCGUCAUCUACACCGCAACGGGGACGGACAACGAGGGAGACGCACUCACCUUCACGCUUGAUACUCAUGACGAUGUAUAUGAGUUGGUUGGAGGAGAACUGAGGGUCAAACAACCCCUGGAUUAUGAAACACUGAACACAUAUCGGCUCCUGAUCAGCAUGUCCGACGGUCGGAACACCCAGCAGGCGAGGAUGACGGUACGUGUUACUAACGUCGUUGAUGAGACGCCGGUGAUAACGUUGUCAGGGACUUUGUCCAUCACGGAGGAGAUGGCAGUUGGCAGCGUGGUAGGUAACCUCUACACCGUGGACGACAAAGACGAGGGGGACACACUCACGUAUGCGAUAAGUGGAAGUGAUAGUACCUUCUUUGGAGUGGACGCAACAUCCGGGGUAUUGAAGAUAGCUCAUAGAAUAGACCGGGACCAAGCGGCCUUGACCUCCGUCUCAUUUGACCUUACUGUAACUGACAGCUCCGGUCUUGGGUCGUCCCAGACAAUAACUGCGACGGUUGUAGACAUCAAUGACAACAACCCUGCAUUCUCAGCGACAUCGUAUACGGUAGACGUAGCAGAGAAUACUCUGAUCGAUACCGUCGUCCUUGACCUUGUUGUGAACGAUGCCGAUGACGGCACCAACGCUGCUUCCAGAAUCGCUCUACAAGCUGGUACUCCCCAAGACCUGUUCAACCUCACCGGAAGCCAGCUGAAGACAGUGACAAGUAACCUGGAUUACGAAUCUCUGUCGGUUUAUGAGUUCAUUUUUACCGUUAUAGCGGUCAAUGAAGACAGUCUGAGAACCGGCACCACGACCAUCAGUGUCAAAGUUACCCCGGUAAAUGAAUUCGACCCGGUUUUUGACACCCCUGCAGUGGACGGCUCCGGUCAGUUUCCGGGAAUGAGUUUAUCAGAGGACGUUCCUGUCAACAACGAAAUCUCUUUCACAGCCUCCGACGGCGACCUGGGAGUUGACGGCGAUGUCACAUUCUCCCUCGUUUCCGUGCUGGACUCGAAGGGAGAAGACAGCAGUGACAAAUUUGUAAUUGGUUCCCAAACCGGUCUCUUAAAGAUAGUAAGCGUCUUAGACAGUGACACCGCAACUGGGGGCGUGGCCUAUCAUGACGUCACAAUCAGGGUAACCGACGGUGCUGUUUCACCCAGAUUCUCGGACGGGACUAUACGACUGACGUUAACUGACGUCAACGACAACGUGCCCAAGUUUGAUUCAACUCAUUAUGCCAUCACCGUCGAUGAAGACAUUGCUGUGGGUGACGUUGUUGCUUCAGUGGCCGCAACAGAUGAUGACGGUGACUCGGUCACACUCACUUUAGAAGGAAGAGGAAGUUCUUUUGAAAUAAGCGGAAGUGACGUUGUUCUUAAAUAUCCCUUAGAUUAUUCUUCGUCACCGCUUCAUGUUUUGACGAUAAUAGCAGAUGACGGGAUGUUCACCACAAGCGCAGUGAUGCUGGUUACCGUUGUAGAAGUCGUCACGACAACAUUAAAGAUCAUUGUUGCGACAAAUGCUGCUAUCCUCGAGGAUCAGGAAGAGGGGACAGUCCUAACGGGCGUGUUUGUGACCCACGGGAACACUGGUGCUGUCACCUACAGCCUAGGGGGUACAAACGCUGGCUUCUUGUCAAUGAACCCAAGUGGUGAGUUGAGCUACAGCUCGCAAAGGAUUGACCGAGAUGGCAGUGACGGUAUAACGACGUUGUCAGACAUUACGGCGAAAGCCGUUGACAGCACCGGUAACGAGGCCACAGCUGACCUCACAUUCAUCAUCACCGACAUCAACGACAAUGCACCGUUGGCGACUACACUAGCACCGACGGCGCAGAUUCGAGAAAACUCGCAGAAUGAUCAGCUGGUGACAUCAUUAGACUUCACGGAUGCUGAUGAAGGUUCCAGCAGUAACAUCACACUCAACAUCGUCAGUGGUGACGUUCACGAUGUGUUCAAAGUCGUCGACUACGACCUUUUUUGUCAGAGGCACCGAGAUCGACUACGAGGCAAUGACAAGCGACCACAGCUAUGGUGUCGUCCUCCAUGCUGUUGACAACCCAGUAACUUCAACACCGUUGACGUCAACAGUUACUGUUCACGUUGAGAUUCUGGGGGAGAACGAGCACGACCCGUCAUGGACGUCCCCCCACACUCGGGGUUGGCUCCACCUUCCCUGACGUGACCAUCAAGGAGUCUGCCACCCUGGGGCAAACGGUGGAGACGUU
Messenger RNA from Haliotis rubra (blacklip abalone), 2947 nucleotides. RefSeq names its product protocadherin-like wing polarity protein stan. NCBI's taxonomy places the organism in Eukaryota, Metazoa, Mollusca, Gastropoda, Lepetellida, Haliotidae. Gene Ontology annotation, biological process: homophilic cell-cell adhesion. Gene Ontology annotation, molecular function: calcium ion binding. The record is from RefSeq and is a predicted model, not a curated record. Gene Ontology annotation, cellular component: plasma membrane. Bases 1 to 2775 code for a protein of 924 amino acids. The transcript is spliced from 12 exons.